GUAGAGCUCCACGGCUUCCUCCUUAUAUCAGCUCUGCCCUCCUCUCACUUAUUUCUCCUAUCCAAACCACCAUUUCUCAUCAAUUUUCAUGGAGGAAGUAGAUGAAUCAGAAGCCAGUUGGUUUGAUGGGUCAGUAGAGGAGCUCAUCCAUGAGCUCCUUGACGACGAGUCCCCCCUCUUCGUCCCACCUGAGGUCCCAGAAUCUCAAGAAGCUGCUUCUCAAAAAUCUGUCAUUAACAAGCUCAUCUCAUCUGUCUACUCUGGCCCUACAAUUCGAGACAUCCAGAGUGCGCUGUCCAUGAGCUUUCAACAUGGUCGCAGUGGUUCUCAAGCUGUGAUUUCGUUCCCAGAGGGAGGGUCAGGUAAAAUGGAGAGUAAGUAUACACUGAGGAUCAAGAGCUGUGGGAAUGGACUUGCAGAUGAUGGCUAUAAGUGGAGGAAGUAUGGUCAGAAAUCUAUCAAGAACAACCCAAACCCAAGGAGUUACUACAGGUGCUCCAACCCUCGCUGCAACGCCAAGAAGCAAGUAGAGAGAUCCAUAGAAGAUCCAGAGAUGCUGAUCAUCACCUACGAAGGCCUCCACCUCCACUAUGCCUACUCCCAUUUCUUGUUUCCCCAACGACAAGGCAACUCUGCAACGAGUCUUCCUGCGCCCAAGAAACCCAAGGUCCAACAGGCACAAGAUCUUGAGAACCCAAAGGUGAGACCUACAAAGCCGGAAGCAUCAACCACGACGCAGCAGCAGCAGCAGCAGCAGCUUGUGAUUACUGGUGAGAAGAGCUCUCAAGGAAGGCUCCUUGGAGAUGCUCCACCCAGCCGAGUACUCAGAGAAGAAGGGAUACCAGCCGACGACAAUGCGCAGUGCCCACAAGGGCUGCUGGAAGACAUCGUGCCCUUGCUGGUUAGGAAUCCCUGCAACUCUACCACCUCAGCAUAUGAUCCUCAGACUUCCUCUCAGGCAACUUCUCUUCACUACCCGUCAUCCCACUCUUGGCCUCCCGACUCAGCUCAUCUUGACGUAGGUAUACUUUCUAACAUGAUUUGAGAGCGACAACUUGGUGGAAGGAUUACCAUUGCAGCUGUAUCUUGGCAAUGUCGGGCCCAGUUCUUCUCUUACACACUGUGCAGGGAACGCCAACAUGAAAGAAAUUAGGUUGCGAAGUAAUGUACACUGAAUGCGGGAGUUGUUGGUCGGCCUCUUGUUAUGCAUAUGCAUGGUCGAUACCAGCACGCUUGGCAUGGGGAUCUCCAAUUUGACCUUCAUGAUUUAUACAAAGUAAGAUGAGCAAUUGCACCGUUUUAUUGUUUCUUUCUAAUGACUUCUUAAGAUUUUCAACGAAAAAGAACCAAAUACAUCAAUCUCCACUUAGAAAAAAUGACGCUCUAAUUAAGA
Messenger RNA from Phoenix dactylifera (date palm), 1393 nucleotides. RefSeq names its product putative WRKY transcription factor 49. Gene Ontology annotation, biological process: regulation of DNA-templated transcription. Lineage: Eukaryota; Viridiplantae; Streptophyta; Magnoliopsida; Arecales; Arecaceae. The record is from RefSeq and is a predicted model, not a curated record. Gene Ontology annotation, molecular function: sequence-specific DNA binding; DNA-binding transcription factor activity.